AUGGACAAGAUGCUGGAAGCCAUGGACAAAAAACAUGUAACAGCCUUCAUUUUAUUGGACCUGUCUAAGGCAUUUGACAGCAUCAAUCAUACUAUCCUAUUGCAUAACUUAAAAUGCGUAGGAGCGUCUCCGCUAGCCAUUCAAUGGUUUCAUCAUGAAAGCUAUCUGUCAGGCAGACCACAAUACGUACGAAUAGGAUCAACUGUUUCCUCAACUAGCGCACUAACUCAUGGAGUGCCCCAGGGCUCUAUUCUUUCAACAUUUUUGUUUGGAAUUUACGUUGAUGAUCUACCAGCUGUAACGGUUUCGAGUGAUCUCGAUUCCUACGAUGACGAUUCAAAACUCCAUCUUGCAAUGGCUAAACUAGGAAACGAUCUGUAUAAAACCGCUAAAUGGUGCUUGGAACAUCAAUUAUUAAUCAAUCCUGACAAGACCAAAUUCCACUUAGAAGACACAAUAUCAAUGCUACAGAAUUUACCAACACAAAUCAAUCUGAACUUCCUCAGAAAAACUCUUAAACCAGUUUCAGUUGCCAAAGACUUGGGGAUGCACCUUGAUUAACAUCUCUCCUAUGAUGACCAUAUUUCUAAACUGUCGUCAACGUGCGUAAACAAAUUAUGCCAUUAUUGUCGAGUAAAGGAGAGCUUUGAUAAAAAAAUACUUUAAUAUUACUUAUUGAAGCUUUGGUGAUUUACAGGUUGUUAUAUAAUUCUUCGGUGUGGGCUAAUACCUCAUCGAAAAAUCUAAAUAAAUUUCAAACAGUUCAGAACUUCGCAUGCCGAAUCAUCACGAGUAUUAAAAAUUUUGACCAUGUAACACCAGGUCUUCAAGAACUUAACUGGCUAUCCAUUGAAAACUUACUUAUUUACAAAGACACAAUAAUGGUUUAUAAAUGUCUGAACAACAUUGCGCCAAGUUACCUUGCAAAUAAAUUCACAAAGCGAUCUGAUAUUCAUAAUUGUCAGAUUAGAAAUGACUACAGUUUAAAUAUUCCAAGCUAUAAAACUGCUGCAGGGCAAAGAAGAUUUCAUUAUCGCGCAGUUAAAAUAUGGAACGAUAUUGAUGAUGAAAUGAAAAAGAUUCCAGAACUCAAGGGUUUUAAGAAAAAACUAAAAGAACGUCUUCUAAUUAAUUAAAUUCUUAGUAUCUUGUAUAUGAAGGUUUUAAUAGACAAUCGUAACUUAGAUUUUGAAUAGUAUAGUAUAGCUUUAUUUUAAAUUGCAUAUUGUAAUUGUAUGCUGAAAAGCCCUUUUGGGGAACAUACAAAGUUUUUAAUAAUAAUAAUAGUAAUAAUAAUAAUAAUAAUAAUAAUAAUAAUAAUAAUAAUAAUAAUAAUAAUAAUAACAAUACUAAUAAUAAUAAUAAUAUUUUAGAUUUGCCCAUGCAGCCUAUUCUUUCUGGUUUAAUUAAGCAGCUAAAGUUAUUAAUAUUGUUAGAAUUAGAUAGCUUAAGAUCUCCGACGUCGACGUCAGCUAGGACGCCAGGGCUAAGCAGGGGACUGGGAUUAGGACGUCGUCCUAAGUAAAUAAACUUCCAUUUAAGGUUCACGACGUAGACAUUUAAACUAUAAAUGUUCACAUUCUUUUGAAAAUGAAUUUAAUAGACACAUGUGAACCAUUACCCUUUGUUAUGCUCUUGUAUUUACGACGUUAAAACUCUCGUAGUGAGGUUGUCGACGUUUGGUGGAGAGAGACACAUGCACACUUCAAAAACUAUUACCAAUUUACUUCCGCUUGCCGCCCUAAAUAUUUGGCGACGUAUAUACUUGAGCUAUCGACUUAUUUAGGACGAUGUCCUAGUCCCAGUCCUCUGCUUAGCCCUGACGUCUUAGCUGACGUGGACGUCGUAGAUCUUAAGCUAUCUAUUAAUGACGCUAUUGUUACGUGGACACCACGCGUGUGUCACACUAUUCUGUGAGCACUGCAUAGAAUAUUAACGACUUUUGCGGUUGUUCUGAGUUUAGCGAAUUGAGAAGUGAAAUAUAAGUUUUAAAAGUUUUUUUUAUUUAAAAAAAGUUUAGUUCAAUAAUUUGAGUGUACUUUAAGUGGUCCUUCGAACCGAAUAUUUCUACUGAAAAGAGUAAAAAAGCAAUUCGAAGAGGAAAUGAAGCUUUCAUAACGAACGUUUAUUCAGACGGCAAAUGACGGCAUUGAAAAGUUUCAUGAAACUCAGACGGAAAAAGAUGCAUUGAAGAGUUUUAAAAGCACGUCAGUCGAUAAGAAAGAAUCCACAAGAAAGCUUGAUGAAGCUAUUCUGAAUGAAAUUGAAGAUGAAGCGAAGAUUAUGGAAGAUAUAUUUCAGGCUGAUGAAGAGGACGAGUCGAUCAAUAAAAUACUUGUUAAAAUUGACAAUGUUUUCAAGACAAUUGAAGCGAGAAUUCGAAACGUGUCCUCGCCAGGAGGACUGGGUACGAUCAUGUCUAUGGCGUAA
Paramuricea clavata is the source of this 2430-nucleotide messenger RNA. Lineage: Eukaryota; Metazoa; Cnidaria; Anthozoa; Malacalcyonacea; Plexauridae. The record is from the annotation of a GenBank genome assembly.